Messenger RNA from Castor canadensis (American beaver), 1710 nucleotides. RefSeq names its product DnaJ heat shock protein family (Hsp40) member B11 (gene Dnajb11). Gene Ontology annotation, molecular function: misfolded protein binding. NCBI's taxonomy places the organism in Eukaryota, Metazoa, Chordata, Mammalia, Rodentia, Castoridae. The record is from RefSeq and is a predicted model, not a curated record. Gene Ontology annotation, cellular component: endoplasmic reticulum. Gene Ontology annotation, biological process: protein maturation; protein folding.
GGCAGCGAUUGGCCCUCGCUUGCUAGGGGCUUCUCUCACCGGGACUGGGGACUCCCGGGAAGUGGACAGUCAGAGGAGGGGGCAUCCUACCUGUUUCUGCGGACUAAGUAGGAGACCCCCGACGUGAGGCGGCCUCACUGGGCCAGAAGAGCUGGCCAGCCAACCCGGCGGCGGAGGAGGCUGUAAAGAGUGUGUGGGACUGGCACCGGCACAGGCACAGGCACAGGCACAGAGGAAGUAUGGCCCCGCAGAACCUGAGCACCUUCUGCCUGUUGCUGCUGUACCUCAUCGGGACCGUAAUUGCCGGGCGCGAUUUCUACAAGAUCUUGGGGGUGCCUCGCAGUGCCUCUAUAAAGGAUAUUAAAAAAGCCUAUAGGAAACUAGCCCUGCAGCUUCACCCUGACCGAAACCCUGAUGAUCCCCAAGCCCAAGAGAAAUUCCAGGAUCUGGGUGCUGCUUAUGAAGUUCUGUCAGAUAGUGAAAAACGGAAACAAUAUGAUACUUACGGUGAAGAAGGAUUAAAAGAUGGCCACCAGAGCUCCCAUGGAGACAUUUUUUCACACUUCUUUGGAGAUUUUGGUUUCAUGUUUGGAGGAACCCCUCGUCAGCAAGACAGAAAUAUUCCAAGAGGAAGUGAUAUUAUUGUAGAUCUAGAAGUCACUUUGGAAGAAGUAUAUGCAGGAAAUUUUGUGGAAGUAGUUAGAAAUAAGCCUGUGGCCAGGCAGGCCCCUGGGAAACGGAAAUGCAACUGUCGGCAGGAGAUGCGGACCACACAGCUGGGCCCAGGGCGCUUCCAGAUGACCCAGGAAGUGGUCUGUGAUGAGUGCCCUAAUGUCAAACUAGUGAAUGAAGAACGAACGCUAGAAGUAGAAAUAGAACCUGGGGUGAGAGAUGGCAUGGAGUACCCCUUUAUUGGAGAAGGUGAGCCUCACGUGGAUGGAGAGCCUGGAGACUUACGGUUCCGAAUCAAAGUCGUCAAGCACCGAACAUUUGAAAGGAGAGGAGAUGAUCUGUAUACAAAUGUGACAAUCUCACUAGUUGAGUCUCUGAUUGGCUUUGAGAUGGAUAUUACUCACUUGGAUGGUCACAAGGUACAUAUUUCCCGGGAUAAGAUCACUAGGCCAGGAGCCAAGCUAUGGAAGAAAGGGGAAGGGCUCCCCAGCUUCGACAACAAUAACAUUAAGGGCUCUUUGAUAAUCACUUUUGAUGUGGAUUUUCCAAAAGAACAGUUAACAGAGGAAGCAAGAGAAGGCAUCAAACAGCUACUGAAACAAGGAUCAGUGCAGAAGGUAUACAAUGGACUGCAAGGAUAUUAAGAGUGAAUAAAAUUGGACUUUGUUGAAAAUAAGUGAAUCAGCGAUAUUUAUUAUCUGCAGGGGUUUUUAUGUGUUUUUGUUUUUUAUUUUCAAUAUGCAAGUUUGGCUUAAUUUUUUUUGUAAUGAUUGUCAUUACAUGAGUAAGAAGGCUUAAGAAUUUGUUCAUUUGCAUUCAGACAAGAGUGACCAGCAAAAGGUUAACUAAUACCUCUCCCUUUGGGGAUAUAAUGUCUGGUGCUGCCUGCUGCCUGAGUUUCAAGAAUUAAAGCUGCAAGAGGACUCCAGGAGCAAAAGAAACAUUACAGACGGUUGGAGAUAAUUGUUAGCUAUUCCACUAAAUGCCAACUGGAGAAGUCUGUUUUUAAAUACAUCUUUUGUUUUGUUUUUUCCUUGA